GAAACAAAACAAGAUGAGCUGUUCAUGAGGCAAGCUCUUCGAGUGGCCAAAGCGGCUCUCGACAUCGGAGAAGUGCCUGUAGGGUGUGUGAUUGUGAUGCCGACGGAAACCGGUCCUGUAGUUGUCUCCCACGGAGCCAACCAAGUCAACGCUACGCGCGAUGGUACGUGGAAGCACGAAAAACAGAAUAUACGCGAGGGCACGGGGGAAUGGAGAAAUGCGUACGGCUGGGGCUCGGGUAGGCGUUUCAAGCCGGAGGAGCUAAAGAAGUGUCGACUUUAUGUUACUUGUGAACCGUGUAUCAUGUGCGCAGCCGCGUUAGCUCAAGUCCAGAUAAGUAAGGUCUACUUUGGUUGCCGCAAUGAUAAGUUUGGUGGUUGCGGAUCCAUUUUGCAUCUACAUAAAGAUCAUCCUCCACAUCACGCAGGAUACCCAGUUUCUGGAGGAAUGUUGGAAGACGAUGCGGUAGGACUUUUGCGAUCAUUUUACAAUCGAGAAAAUUUUCACGCGCCGGAGGAUAAACGGAAACGAAAGGGGGGCAAAGACGAUCCUUCCGACGUUCUGUGAACAAUACGAAAUACAACUAAGAUGGUAAUAUCGUAAUUAAAGCAACGAGUCUCACCCAGG
This is a messenger RNA of Phaeodactylum tricornutum CCAP 1055/1, 627 nucleotides long. RefSeq lists its product with no specific name. Gene Ontology annotation, molecular function: tRNA-specific adenosine-34 deaminase activity. The transcript is spliced from 2 exons. NCBI's taxonomy places the organism in Eukaryota, Bacillariophyta, Bacillariophyceae, Surirellales, Neidiaceae. Gene Ontology annotation, biological process: tRNA wobble adenosine to inosine editing. Bases 25 to 567 code for a protein of 180 amino acids. The record is from RefSeq and is a predicted model, not a curated record.